UCUUCGCGCAGAAACAGGAAGUGGGAUUGCGGACCUAGGAGCCAGACCGGCAGCAGCUCGGGACUGGAUUCGCGCUCUGCGCGCACUGCCGUCAAAUCUUUGCCGCUGCCCCUGGCUGUCGCCUCCCAAGAAAAGUCGUGGGACCAUGUCGAAUAUGGAGAAACACCUAUUUAACUUGAAGUUUGCUGCAAAAGAACUUAAUAGGAAUGCCAAGAAAUGUGAUAAAGAAGAAAAGGCUGAAAAGGCCAAGAUUAAAAAGUGUUUACUUUUGCUCUGUUUAAAACAGGCCAUUCAGAAAGGUAAUACAGAAGUUGCAAGAAUACAUGCUGAAAAUGCAAUCCGCCAGAAGAACCAAACAAUUAAUUUCUUGAGAAUGAGUGCUAGGGUUGAUGCUGUGGCAGCCAGAGUUCAAACUGCAGUAACAAUGGGCAAGGUAACCAAGUCCAUGGCAGGUGUAGUUAAGUCUAUGGAUGCUACAUUGAGGAGUAUGAACCUUGAAAAGAUUUCUGCCCUGAUGGACAAAUUUGAACAGCAGUUUGAAACACUGGAUGUUCAAACGCAACAAAUGGAAGACACAAUGAGUAGUACUACAACCCUAACAACACCACAAAACCAGGUGGAUAUGCUGCUUCAAGAAAUGGCAGAUGAAGCUGGCCUUGAUCUCAGUAUGGAACUACCACAAGGUCAAACAGGUUCUUUUGGCACAAGUGUUACUUCCAUGGAACAGGAUGAACUAUCACAGAGGCUUGCUCGUCUACGUGAUCAAGUGUAAUUUAAAGAACUGGCGCUUUUGUUUACUUCACUGGUUUCUGAAAUAUUUUGUGUGUAUGUAUAGAUAAGUUUCACGCCAGUUACACUAAGUAUGCCAUACAUUACAGAAUGCUUAACACUAUUUGUAUAUAAUGCUUUCUUUUACCUUGCUGUACUUUCCAGUACUUUAAUUCCAGAGAGUUCCCACCUUGACAGACUUUACAGUUUUGUAUAUUAUGUUGAAAAGUGCGAGAGACGGUUUUUUGUAGGUGUCUUAGACUGAGCUAGCAUUAACUUGUUGUAUGUGAAAUAUCUUCCUCAAAAAUUACAUUAAAAAAUCUAGGACCAAAGUACUACAGAAUAAAGUACUUUAUACAGAAUAAAGUAUAGAAUAAAAGUUUUGGUUUCUUUUUAACUCAAGGUAGUUUUAAAUCUCUGUCUACAUUCACAUGUGAUGCAUAAAAAUAAAAACAGGGAAAAUAUGUUUCCUUAAUAUGUUUACAUAACCAAAAACACCUCAUUUAGCGUCAUACAAUGGAUAGUGCUACUUUUUGUUUUGUUUGUUUUUGCUAUUCAAGCAGAAAUUCAGUUGACUUUUAAUCUGUAUUCAUCAACUUUUAAAUUUAGAUUACUAUGAGAAUCUUUACCUAGUAAUUUAAUGACUUAGUUGAAUUCCUUAAAAAAUUUUUUCAUUGAUAAAAAAUCUGCAAAAUUAAUCAAAGAAAUUAAGGUUUGCUCAUUAAAUAUUUUUCUCUUUGGUAAAUAUCACUGUUAAGACUCUCCAAGAAAUUCAGUGUUUCAUACUUUCAAAUGAAACUGAAACACAUUUUUAAUGAUUCCCCAAUUUGCACUCAACCCUUGUUAGGUUGUAUUUUAAAAGGAGAUUAAUUUGCAUGGCCUUAAUAUCAUUUACAUUUCUCACAGAAUUGUUGAUUGGUUUUCAAAAAUCUUGGCCUGUGUUUUUAAACCAACCAACAAAAAAUAACAAAACAAAAUUGAACCAACUCAAGUUACAACUAUUGUUGAUCCUUGAACAACGUAGAGGUUAUGGGUUUCAAGCCCCCUUUGCAGUUGAAAAUCUGUGUAUAACUUUAUAGUUGGCCCUCUGUAUCUGUGGUUCCACAUUCGCAGAUUCAACAAAACACAGGUUGUGUAGUACUAUAGUAUUUAUUGAAAAAAAUCUGUGUAUAAGUGGACCCACACAAUUCAAACCUGUGUUGUUCAGGGGUCAACUGUACUAUAAGUCCUGGUUAAAUGUACUAUAAGUCCUGGUUAAAUGUGUUCAUUCUUUUAUCUUAAACAACUCUCAUAACUGGAAGAAAUGAAGUGGAAAAUAAAUGAAUUGGAAUAAAAUGUUUUGCCCAGCUAUGCAAAUAACUUCCAGCCUAAUGGAGGUUGGGAGCAUAACAUACGGGGUGGGCAGAAAACUCAUAAGAUUGUAAAGAAGACUAGACUCUGGAAGGCCAGGAUGCUUGGGGGAAAGUAUUUGAUGACCAGCUGUACUACUUGCCAUCUCCCCAGGAAUAUCUAUAUUUUACACAACUAAAAUGAACAAAUUAACAUGGGCCUGCACUUUUCUGAUGUAGCAGUCUCAAAUGUGGAGAAGUGACCAAGUUACAUUUUAGAAAGUGUACUACUAAUCUAGGUUAAGUAGGUAAGGUGUUUUUCCUUACUUAAUGUAUGAUUGAUCCAUGAAAGAAUGCCAAUAUUUCAUGAAAUUCUGUUAAGAACACAUCUGUUUAGGUAAUCUUUGUUCAAAGUGCAAUUAUGGAGGCUCUUUUUUUAAAAUUUUUUAAUUUAAUUUUUUUUUUAUACAGAAGGUUCUGAUUAGUUAUCCAUUUUAUACAUAUUAGUGUAUAUAUGUCAAUCCCAAUCUCCCAAUUUAUCACACUGCCCACCCCCACCCCCCACCGCUUUCCCCACUUGGUGUCCAUACAUUUGUUCUCUACAUCUGUGUCUCUAUUUCUGCCCUGCAAACCGGUUCAUCUGUACCAUUUUUCUUGGUUCCACAUAUAUGCGUUAAUAUAUGAUAUUUGUUUUUCUCUUUCUGACUUACUUCACUCUGUAUGACAGUCUCUAGAUCCGUCCAUGUCUCUACAAAUGACCCAGUUUUGUUCCUUUUUAUGGCUGAGUAAUAUUCCAUUGUAUAUAUGUAUACCACAUCUUCUUUAUCCAUUCGUCUGUUGAUGGG
Molecule: messenger RNA, 2941 nt
Organism: Physeter macrocephalus (sperm whale)
Lineage: Eukaryota; Metazoa; Chordata; Mammalia; Artiodactyla; Physeteridae
Product: charged multivesicular body protein 1B2
Exons: 8
Coding region: 146-772 (208 amino acids)
Biological process (GO): protein transport; endosome transport via multivesicular body sorting pathway; late endosome to vacuole transport
Cellular component (GO): multivesicular body; ESCRT III complex
Source: RefSeq, a predicted model, not a curated record